Molecule: messenger RNA, 900 nt
Organism: Fusarium vanettenii 77-13-4
Lineage: Eukaryota; Fungi; Ascomycota; Sordariomycetes; Hypocreales; Nectriaceae
Exons: 3
Coding region: 1-900 (299 amino acids)
Source: RefSeq, a predicted model, not a curated record
AUGACUCUUCGCAUCACAGUCCUCCCAGCCUCAAGCAAGGCCGGAAAAGAGACUAUCCGCAACUUGCUCGCAUCGGAUUCCAAGCCCUUGAUUCACGGUAUCUACCGCGAUCUUUCCAAGAUUCCUGCUGAGUUUUCAAACCAUGAACGGUUCGAGGCCACACAGGGCGAUGUGGCAAGCGGAAUAGGGCUCGACUUUUCUCACUCUGAUGCCGUGUUUUAUGUCCCACCACCGACCUACGAUGGAACCGAUCAGGGAGAGUGGGGCGUUAAAACCGCUACUCAUGUCAAGGAAGCCCUUGAGAAAUCCCCCAACGUUAAGAAGCUGCUCCUGUUCUCUUCCAUGGGUGCCCAGUACGACCAUGGCAUCGGUCUAUUGCGCUUGAACCACAUUUCGGAUAACAUUCUCAAGGACUCGGUGCCCGAGGUGGUCAUUGUCAAGCCGGGAUAUUUCCAAGAGAACUGGUCUCAUGCCUUUGAGACGACUCAAGCAGAGCCACCCGUCAUCUACUCCGUGAUUACGCCUCUGGACCACAAGAUUCCUAUGGUGAGCAUUAGAGAUAUCGGCCGGGCUUGCGCAGACGCCCUGCUCGCAGCUCCGAAGGACGUCAGCCCUUACUUCUUUGACCUAUACGGCCCCAGACACUACAGCGCACUCGACGUCAAGGAAGCGGUCGAGGAAGUCACCGGCAAGAAGGUCAAUGUCAUUCCUAUUGAGAAGGAUAAUCUUGCAGAGUUCUUCGCUCGGGAGAUCCCAACCGCUCAUAUCGACGACUUUGUGGGGAUGACGACUUCUGCCCUCCCUGGUGGCAUCAUGGCGGGUGAUUUCGGCACCAAUGAGAGGACUGUCCAAGGAAAGGUUGAGCUGGUCGAGGCUCUGAGGCCCUUGUAUACGCAGUAG